This is a messenger RNA of Trichoplusia ni (cabbage looper), 5658 nucleotides long. RefSeq names its product serine/threonine-protein kinase tousled-like 2 (gene Tlk). Gene Ontology annotation, molecular function: ATP binding; protein serine/threonine kinase activity. The record is from RefSeq and is a predicted model, not a curated record. Lineage: Eukaryota; Metazoa; Arthropoda; Insecta; Lepidoptera; Noctuidae. Gene Ontology annotation, biological process: intracellular signal transduction; peptidyl-serine phosphorylation; chromosome segregation. The coding region runs from base 576 to 2996 and encodes 806 amino acids. The transcript is spliced from 16 exons. Gene Ontology annotation, cellular component: nucleus.
UGAGUUAAAUUAGUAAAUAUUGUAUUUGAUCUCGUUCGAGUUAGGACGAAAUAGUGUAGUACAAAGCAGUAAUUGCAGCGUGCGGAUUGCAGGCGAUCGCCCCUCGCCCCGCCGCCCCGGCCCGCGCUCGAGCACCGUAAGUAAACAGUCUGGUGUUUAUCCGCGUCUCGCUCGCACCGACCGCGUCGCGUCGCGCCACUGAGGUGCACUCGCUGUUCCUAUUAUUUUCGUGACGGGUAUUGCGCCGAAGCCGAUUCCCGCAUCCUCGCCCCCGAGACGCGAGGUCCGGUCUCGCGGCGGAGGCGGCGGCGACGGCCGUUCGCAUCGCGCGCCAGUCCGCGCUCGAGGCCGACUGUCGCAUUGGUCCGUGCCUACGAAACGUUUGGUGUUUGUAGUCGAUGUGUUGAAAUUGAAAAUGCGGCACGUUCUGAGUGCGUAUCACGGUGGGUGAAGAGCGCCCGACCGCGGUUUGAAUUUCAUCGGAAACGUGACGUGUUGGUGACAGUGAGUGGAUUGUGUAUUGGCGUGCCGAUGAUACACGUGAAUGUGGAUGGAGUUCGGAGCGGUGUUGGAAGAUGCAUUUCAAAGAGUCGUUCGCGAUGAGCGAUCGACCGACAGAGCGUGGCCGGCGCAACUCCCGCUGCAAGGGUGCUGGCGUCAAGAUGGAGCACUUCCAAGCGGCGCUGGAUCCUCGCAAGCAGGAGCUGCUGGAAGCGCGUUUCCUAGGCGCCAAGGUCAGCACAAGGGAGAUACUAGUAGAAACUCGGCGGCCGCCCGAAUACAAAACGAUGUCAGCUGGGUCACAAAUUCAGAUGGCACCACAAACCACUGUCAACACGGGGCAACCUCUACACAAUCAGGACUCCAAUAUGAGCACAGGGUCAUCUCAUAGCGAUAAAGAAGUUGAUGCUUUAACUCCAGAAAAGUCUGCUGCUAUGCGAGGCUCAACUGUUGCACCUGGCACUGCUCUAGUGCCCCCGAGUGGUGCCACACCUACUAUAGCCAUGCCAGAAAGGAAAAGAAAACGAAAAGGAGAAGAAGGCGUUGGCGGCGGUGGGGGUGGGGGUGGUAAGCAGCGGCAUAACUCAUCAGACAAAAACAUUAGGGAAUACUUCUCAAAACACCCCUCAUCCAGUCCUGUCAGGCAUGCUGGUGCGAAGUCACCUUCGCCGCAGGGCGCUAAUUAUCCUAUGUACCCACCGUCACCCUCGUCGUUACUGCCUUCUGGUGCCGAUUUUUUACGUUCGGCAUCGCAGCAACGACCCCACACUACUGUUAAACAGGUUCAAACGGAACUGACGUGUCAGAGGAUACAGGAGUUAGAAACUCAAGCAUCUUCUGAUUUAGAACUAAGAAAUAAUAAAAUAGAAGAAUUAACAAGAACUAAUGAAGAAUUGAAACAUCAAGUGCAAGCACAGAGCAAGGUAAUAGAGCAACAUAAAUCACACAUCAAUAAAUGUAUAGAUGUUGUUAAAAAACUCUUAAAUGAGAAAAGUACUAUUGAGAAGAAAGAGGCUCGACAGAGGUGCAUGCAGAAUCGACUGAGGCUUGGCCAGUUUGUUACACAGCGUGUCGGCGCUACGUUUCAAGAGAAUUGGACUGAUGGAUAUGCAUUUCAAGAAUUAACAAGGCGGCAAGAAGAAAUAACAGCAGAAAAAGAAGAAAUAGAUCGACAGAAAAAGUUAUUGUUCAAAAAGCGGCCGGUGAACAACGAGGGCGGCGGCGGGCGCGGCAAGCGCUCGUCCAGCGCCGCGCCCAGCACGCCGCAGCCCUCGCCGCUGCACAACGGGACCGACGCGCCCACCUUCCUCAAGCCCGACCCGCUGCCCAGCAUGACCUAUCAGGAGUAUUAUGAAGCUGAUGAAAUAUUAAAGCUGAGACAGAGUGCACUUAAAAAGGAAGACGCAGAUUUGCAGCUAGAAAUGGAAAAAUUAGAGAGAGAAAGAAAUCUUCACAUUAGGGAACUAAAACGGAUACACAAUGAGGAUCAGAGCCGGUUCUCACAACAUCCUGUGCUUUCUGAAAGAUAUCUGCUGCUCAUGUUGCUCGGCAAAGGCGGCUUCAGUGAAGUCCACAAAGCGUUCGACCUUCGGGAGCAGCGAUAUACAGCCUGCAAAGUGCACCAACUAAACAAAGACUGGAAGGAAGACAAGAAGGCCAACUAUAUCAAGCAUGCGUUGCGGGAGUACAACAUUCACAAAGCACUAGACCACCCUCGCAUUGUAAAACUAUAUGACGUAUUUGAAAUUGAUGGCAACUCCUUUUGUACAGUCCUUGAAUACUGUAAUGGUCAUGAUCUCGAUUUUUAUCUCAAACAGCAUAAGACUAUUCCAGAGCGCGAGGCUCGCUCUAUUGUUAUGCAAGUAGUGUCAGCGUUAAAGUAUUUGAAUGAGAUUAAGCCGCCGGUCAUCCACUACGACUUGAAGCCCGGCAACAUUCUCCUCACUGAGGGCAACGUGUGCGGCGAGAUCAAGAUCACAGACUUUGGCCUGUCCAAGGUCAUGGAUGAGGAGAACUAUAAUCCCGAUCACGGGAUGGACUUGACAAGCCAGGGGGCGGGAACUUAUUGGUACCUACCGCCUGAGUGUUUUGUCGUUGGAAAAAACCCACCAAAGAUCAGUAGCAAGGUGGACGUGUGGAGCGUAGGAGUGAUCUUCUACCAGUGUUUGUACGGCAAGAAGCCGUUCGGCCACAAUCAGAGUCAGGCCACCAUAUUGGAGGAGAACACGAUACUGAAGGCGACUGAAGUGCAGUUUGCCAACAAACCUACGGUCAGCAACGAGGCUAAGAGCUUCAUCCGCGCGUGCCUGGCGUACCGCAAGGAGGAGCGCAUCGACGUGUUCGGGCUGGCGCGGCACGAGUACCUGCAGCCGCCCAUGCCCAAGUCGCGCGGCGCGGGCGGCGGCGGCGGCGCGGGCGCGGGCGGCUCGGGCGGCGGCGGCGCGGCGGCGGGCGCCUUCAGCUCCAACAUGUUCGGCGCGGGCUCGUCCUCCUAGCCGCGCCGCCGCCGCCCUCGCCAGCCGGCGGCGCAGUCUCCGCGGUGUACAUAGUGUAGUGGCGGCGGACGCGAGCGCCAGGGGCGAGGGCCGGCGGCGCCCGCGCCCGCGCCCGGUGUCGUUCGACUCUCGUAGACGUACUUUUUAGUUUUGAAACUUUGUCAGUUAAUAUCCAGAGUUGUAAAAUGACUAAAUAUCAUUUACAGAUAAAUUGUUUAAGAUUAUGCUUAACUGUUGACUGUAUUUAUUGAGCAGGUGAUAAAUUGUGAUUCUCCAUUUGUGAAUGGUUUUAUCCUUUUAUCACUAAAGAGGAAUCCUGGGGACUAUCCCUUGCAUAUUAUAUAAGCUAUUAAAAAAGUUAAAAAUAUUAUAAAACGUGUUUUAUUAAGGCUCCGAAUAUAAAUUAUUAUGCAUUAUGUAUGUACGGCAUGUAAAUUAGUUCUUUACGGCACUCGAAAGUCUGAUGGCGACAGAAAUGUUUUAGAUUUUAUGAUUGUUCCAUCUAAAGCAUUUCAAUAAUAUUAACUAAGACAUAAUAUUUGACCAUUGUCCUAAAGACUUUCAUUUGAUUUAUAAUUGGAGCCCGAUAUCCUUAGCUAUUAAAUUGUGACAUAUUCUCAACUGUAUGUUAUGUUUUGUAAGAAAAUUAUACCCGAAUGAAUUGUUUACAUUAGGUCGAAUUUUAUACUUGUUCUUUUUUAUGUAACAUUUUUUUCGUCACCAGUUUUGCACCUUUCUUAAUUUUAUUUAAAUAUUGAUUUUGGAAUAUUCAACAAAAGUGGGGAACAUGAUCAUGGUUCGACAUGUUGCUCCCCCGAUUUAGGAUACAAAAUUGAGUCAAAAGUCCAUUGACGUAAGCCUAUUUGUGAGAAAAAAAGAUUGAUUUAUAAAGAAUUAUAAGUCGGUCUUCCCAUGUACAAAAAUCAUUUUGGCUUUUGCCGCCUUAAUAACGGGGUGUUAACCUAACAGUCAAGAUACAAGCAAAAGCAUACUUCAUAAAAGAAAUUGGAUAUAUGAAUUGGAAGGUGGUUUUCACUAUUGUCAUUUGGAUUAUAUUGUAACCCCUAUCAAUAUUUAGUCAGUAGUUAUUUGCUAGACGACUAAAAAUUUAUCGUUGCCUACCAAUAUAAAACAAGGCUCUGUAUUUUUUCAAAAAGACAUGGAGACAAGAUUGUCUGUUUAUCGACAGUUAUGUACCGUUAGCAGAACUGUAUGCAAAGGUUGUGUUAUGGGUAUGUUUUAUAUAUAUAAUUGGUGUCCAAAUAAGCAAAGAUGAUACGUGCAUGUUUGUGUAACUGCGACACGGAUAAUCUUCUUUACCUGCAGUAGUAGUAUUCAUAAAAGAAGGAUAACUAUCUGCGUGAGUGCAGAUAAAUUAUCAAGAGGGUUUGGAUAUACUAGUACAAGUUAGGAAAAUAGAAAAGCUAAAAACAAAAAAAUGCAUACGGUCCUUUAAAUAAUUCUCUUGUAAAUAAUAGCAACUAGCAGAAAAUUUUACUAAUCCACAAAGUAUUUGAGAAUUCCGACAAAUUAUUCAGACCCGCCCUCAACAUUGAGGAACUAUUCAUAAACUCAUUACAGUAGAUGGCGAUGUAUCAGUGUUGCCAUAUUUCAUACAGCACGCAUAUAUGGCACGUAUGGAGUGCUAGUAGUGUUUAACGAGGUAAACGUUGAAAAUCUUUAUUACAAACUAUGCUAUGUAUGAAAUAUCAUGUAGCGACAUCUAUCUCAAAACUUAAGAACUUACAGUAAGUUGCCGCCUUGCAAUAUGGAGUUAAUUCUAAACUUAUGGUCGGAUGUGCGGAAAGACUUGAUUAACAUAGGUGUAGAGGGCGAAGUAGGAUAGUAGUAAAGUGUGUAGCCGAGUAUAAAAUUCCGCCUCGCAGUACCGUCAGGAACCAAGAUUUGGUUUUAUUCAUACUCAACAUGAGAUCAUAAAACUGACUUAGUUUUGCCAUUGUUACGACUUUAGACUUACGACUGUCAUCUCCAUAUUAUAGAAUUGUAAAAUAAACAUUACUUCGCUUCAUGUUAGAAGUUGGAUAAAUGCUUUUUAGCGUGCCCUAUCCAAAGGGUUAAAACGGAGCCCUUAAUCUGAGGCACCGCCGUGCUGUCUGUCCGUCUCUCCACUCAUUUGUCACCAUGCUGAAUCUCAUAAACCGUGGUAAUAAGCCAGUUGAGAUUCUCAGGGGAUGCUUUUUGUUGCAGCAAUAACAAAAAAAUAAUCAUAAAUUUGUGCAGUCAAAUCAAUAACUGGAAUCUACCUCAAAACUAUUGGCACCCAACCGAUUUGGUUCUAUAGCCUAUUACGGAACCCUUUGUGUCGCUACACCGACGCGUACUUAACUGGAUAUUAGUGUAUUAAUUAUGCAAAAAGGUACUGCAACAUUAAAUUCGACCAAGUUUGAACUUUGCCGGUGUCUUGAAAGCUGAAGGAUAAUAAAGACGUAGUGUCAAAGUUAAGAAAAACGUUUAAUCUCCUAGAACGGCAAUUGUUAGUUUUAAAAGUGGUGGACCCUGUCGUUUCAGCAAAUCCGAUAAGGUCUUGUAAAAAAAUAGCUUUGCGUCGAGUUACGAAAAAAACCUAUUCGUUACUUUAAAAGAAAUUACUCCUCACAAUAAGAAUUAUAUUCUACAAACACUCGAGUAACAAGCACGAAGG